Acanthoscelides obtectus is the source of this 921-nucleotide messenger RNA. The record is from the annotation of a GenBank genome assembly. Lineage: Eukaryota; Metazoa; Arthropoda; Insecta; Coleoptera; Chrysomelidae.
AUGGAGAACAUGAUGCAGGGCAAUAAGAUCAGACGAGUUGCAGCUACUCGCAUGAAUGAGAGGUCAUCUCGAUCACACACGAUUUUCCGGAUUAUUCUGGAGUCGAAAGAUGCCAAUCAGAAAGAUGGACCUGUACAUAUAAGCUACCUUAACUUAAUGGACUUAGCUGGUUCUGAGAGAGUUUCUCUGACGAAAGCUGCUGGUGAGCGUCUUAAAGAGGGGGCUAACAUAAACAAAUCUUUGUCAGUAUUAGGAAAUGUGAUAAGGCAACUAAGCGAGGGGAAGGAGUUUAUCAGUUAUCGCGAUUCGAAAUUGACUAGACUGCUCUCACAGGCUCUUGGCGGUAAUGCCAAAUCAUUGAUUAUCGGGAAUGUUACUUUAGCUGCAGAGGAGGAGACUAGAUCUACACCAGAAUUCGCCCAAAGCACUAAAACUGUCAAAAAUAAAACGAAAGUAAACAUCUUGUCAGCUACAGAAGAGACACUUCAAGGAUAUCAGAACUUGACUCGCGAUCUCGAAACUCGGCUCAAAAAGCAGGCAAUUAAGCUAAAAGAGAUGGAUAAAAGCAAACAAGAGUAUCUGCUCGAGAUAGAAAGACUAAAAACGGAAGUAUCUAUUGUCGGGCGCUUUCAAAUGGGAGCCUCGGCAUCAACACCGAAAAAAACAUUAAGACGUCAUACUUUUGGACACUAUGGCAACGUAUCACCUAAAAAAGCAUCCCUAGGGUAUAUGCCAUUGAAAAAUUAUCCACCCAAAGAAGAAUCAUCCGGACGUGAAAUGAGGCCUAUUCAAGAAGAGACAUAUGAGGAGGCACUAGCCGAAGCAGAAUCUGUGAUAGCUGAAGACGUGCAAGUGUACUUAAAAGACAACUCAAAGAACUGGAAGAAUCUUUCAAUGAGCUUAGAGAAUUCACUAAACUAG